GGUUUCCUGAGUAGUGCAGCCUUUUCUAGUAAACAGGAACUUAUACCAACCUUCACAAGCGCACCUUUGUCUCUGCGUGCACUUUAUGGUGAUUCUGCACUGCAUCACGAUGUCCUGUCAGCGUCCUUAUCUGAAUCCGCGACUCCCAUUCACGGGCUGUAUCCAAGGCGGCCUGUUUGAAGGGAAGACCGUCACCGUGACAGGACGAGUCCUGGCAGGGGCAGAGAGGUUUUGUGUGAAUUUGCAAAGUGGCACCAAGGCAAACAGUGAUAUCAUCCUCCACUUCAACCCACGCUACAGCGGUAACUCGGGCCACGUGGUGUGUAACACGCUGCAGAGUUCCUGCUGGGGUUCCGAGCAAUGUAGCAAACACACCCCACUUCCCAGAGGCUCUGACUUCACCCUCACCUUCCUGGUCAACCGAGACUCCUAUUCGGUGAUCGUGAACGGAGUACAUUUCCUGGAGUACCUGCACCGCCUCCCUGCCUCCCGCGUGAACGCGAUCUCUGUGAACGGAGGUGUAGAGAUCACGUCCAUCACUUUCCAAAAUCCGGCUACCUCGUGGGUGGCACAACCCAGCUUUGCACGCACGGUGAAAGCUUCUUACGCUGUCCAUGGCUUGGGUGCUACACCUCCUCCGUACAGUCCUCCACUUGCUUAUGUGUUGCCAUAUAAAGCCAUUAUCCAGGGUGGAAUUUACCCGGGCAGAGUCAUCACUGUACAGGGCUGUGUCAACCACAACGCUGACAGGUUCAACAUCAACCUGCGUUAUAACUCUGGCAUUGCGUUCCACUUCGAUCCGCGUUUCAACGAGAACGUAGUGGUGCGCAACAGCCUGAUAAAUGAGUGCUGGGGUCGUGAGGAGAGAAGUGGUGGCAUGCCCUUCUACAGAGGCCAGCAGUUUACGGUGAGCAUCACGUGCGACACUCAAUGCUACAGGAUCGCGGUGAACGGCGCACAUAUGUUCACCUACAACCACCGUCACUUCCUGUUCCAGCAGAUCGACAUCCUGGAGGUUGAUGGAAACAUCAGCGUCAGUUCUGUCGUGGUUUAAGGGCAGGUCGUUAUGUGUAGCGCUUUAAAGUAUAAACUGUAAAACCAGUUCAAACCAGUAUAAUACUUUAAAUGUAGCACAUAUUGUACUCUGGGAAAAUUGUACAGCAUCAAAAGCAGUAAAGAUAGCUAUGCAACACUGCUGAGACGAUAUCUUACUAAUACAAUAAAACCUAUAGGUUCAUUAA
This is a messenger RNA of Ictalurus punctatus (channel catfish), 1241 nucleotides long. RefSeq names its product galectin-9. The record is from RefSeq and is a predicted model, not a curated record. Gene Ontology annotation, biological process: negative regulation of CD4-positive, alpha-beta T cell proliferation; negative regulation of type II interferon production; positive regulation of gene expression. The transcript has 10 exons. NCBI's taxonomy places the organism in Eukaryota, Metazoa, Chordata, Actinopteri, Siluriformes, Ictaluridae. Gene Ontology annotation, cellular component: cytosol; nucleus. Gene Ontology annotation, molecular function: galactoside binding; carbohydrate binding. Bases 86 to 1054 code for a protein of 322 amino acids.